CCUCGUAGCAAAAAUUGAAUUGCAAUUCCAGAGGUCACAGACACGACACACAAUGGACUCUAACCAUGUCCACGUCGCCCAACACGUGGACUGCCAAACGACACUGCCCUCUGAGAGAGAGAGAGAGAGCGAAAACGACGAGUCGUUGCACGUCCUCCUCCUCCUUCAAGCUCCGUCGUUUUGGCGUUCUUCCUCGUCUCCUCCAACUCUACUUUUCCUCCAGAGAUUCGUCACGUAAAGCCGCCCCGUUCCCCCACUCCCUCCUGGAUCGCCAUGGCCGCCGUCAACCUGAGUCGCCGACUCGCCUCCCUCGCGGACCUCUCCGCCCCGAAGCUGGCGCUCGCUCGCGCCGGGUCCGAGUCCCUGGCCCGCUCCGUCGCCUGCGCGGCGGCCCGGCUGCUCGGCUCGUCGGCCGAGCAGCCCCGGGGGAGCCCCGGCGGUGAGCCGCGGGGGGACGCCUCGAAGGAGGUCCGGCAUCAACAGGAAGAGGAAGAACCCCGAGAAGAAGAAGAAGAAGAAGAAGAAGAAGAAGAAGAAGAGGACGAGGACGAGGACGAGGACGAGGGCGGGCACGUCAACAAAGAGACGGGCGAGAUCGGCGGCCCCAGGGGCCCCGAACCGACCCGCUACGGCGAUUGGGAGCGAAACGGCCGCUGCUCCGAUUUCUGAGGCCACCCCCUUUUUCCGGUAGCGUGACGCGUUUCGUUGUGUACCCUCUUUUCCUUCCCCACUCCCCGUUUUUUUUAGUGAUCGUAUGGAUUA
Syzygium oleosum is the source of this 762-nucleotide messenger RNA. RefSeq lists its product as uncharacterized. The record is from RefSeq and is a predicted model, not a curated record. The transcript has a single exon. The coding region runs from base 274 to 669 and encodes 131 amino acids. Gene Ontology annotation, cellular component: mitochondrion. Gene Ontology annotation, biological process: mitochondrial respiratory chain complex II assembly. Lineage: Eukaryota; Viridiplantae; Streptophyta; Magnoliopsida; Myrtales; Myrtaceae.